Messenger RNA from Ruditapes philippinarum (Manila clam), 631 nucleotides. RefSeq names its product perlucin-like protein. The record is from RefSeq and is a predicted model, not a curated record. The transcript is spliced from 5 exons. Lineage: Eukaryota; Metazoa; Mollusca; Bivalvia; Venerida; Veneridae. Bases 95 to 568 code for a protein of 157 amino acids.
GAGUAGGUCAGGCGAACAAUCUUCCCUUAUCAGUAAAUAAAGUAAUACAUUAUACCUAAAUACAUGAAAGAAAGCCCCGGUGAAGUGAAAAACUAUGUCAAGUCUAACGUUUAAUAUUAUGUCAUUUUUCUUUUUCUGCACAAACCUGGGGUUAGUGUACUCAUGCUGCGCGGAUGGGUGGACAAGUUUCGGUGGAUCGUGUUAUUUCUUCGGACAUCAUAACCUUAAUUUUCAGGAUGCCGAAAGGUCAUGUCAACAUUACGGGGCUCAUUUGGUUAUCAUCGAGACAAAAUCUGAAAACACAUUUCUGAAGAGUCACCUUGGAACUCUAAAAGAUACAAAUCACUGGAUUGGACUAACGGAUGAAGUUCUCGAGGGUACCUGGAAAUGGUAUUCUAAUGAUUCCAUAGCAACCGGAUUCACUGAUUGGGGUACUGGACAACCCAAUGAUCACAGACAUGGAAACUGUGCCGCCAUUUGGGCCUCUUUCCAGUAUAAAUGGGUAGAUGAAUCAUGUACACAUUUGUUUAAACCUUUAUGUGAGAAAAGGGAGAGUAAUCAAGAUUAAAUUUCUGAUGAAAUGAUAUGAUAUGAUAUGUAUUUCCUUGAAUGAAACAAAAUAAAGAUUUAA